Mus caroli (Ryukyu mouse) is the source of this 1683-nucleotide messenger RNA. RefSeq names its product transmembrane protein 26 (gene Tmem26). Lineage: Eukaryota; Metazoa; Chordata; Mammalia; Rodentia; Muridae. The record is from RefSeq and is a predicted model, not a curated record.
UCCUGUCCUACUGGAGACUUGCGCGGGAGUGUGAGCAAGAACUCGGGCCGGCAAUCACAGUCCCAGGGGUGUCCCACUCCUGGGCUGAGGUGGACACAGGGUGCUGCCCACGGGGUCGGUAGGGCGCAGGCGCCGGUCUGGCAGAGCGCAAGGGCAGAAUGGAGGGGCUGGUCUUGCUCAAGGCCCUGGUCACCCGGCUGCUGUUCCUGUUGCAUUCCCUGGUCGCCGUCUGGAGAGUGACCUGGGUGAAGGAAGAGCACCGUUACUGGCUGCUGGCCCUGCUCAACCUCUUGCUGGUCCUGGAGACAGUGCUCACCCUCAAGUUCAAGCGCGGACGAGGCUACAAAUGGCUUUCUCCGGCCAUCUUUGUGUACCUGGUCAACAUCAUGCCGUCCCUGUGGCUUCUUGAAAUGCACCACGGAAACCAGUAUUGCAGCACCCAAUCUGAGAGAAUGGCACAGAACUUCAGCGGAAGAGGAGAUGCCAAUCAGACCCUGUCAUCCCACAGAGCCACCAACGGAAUGGGGAAUAUCCUUGAGCUGGCCAGAGGCUUUGUCGACAACUUAUCCAUGGUAUGUGAACCGGUCUGGACCUUAGGACUCCACCAAACACUCCUGCUAAUAUUAAUCAUUGGACGAUGGCUUCUCCCCAUUGGAGGCACCAUCACUAGAGACCAACUCUCAGAACUUCUUCUGAUGUUUGUGGGGACGGCGGCCGACAUACUGGAGUUCACUACUGAGACUCUGAAGGAAAAUAACGUCAGAACCAACCCUACUCUGGUCUCUGGCAUUCUUGUGGUGUGGACGUGGAGUAUGCUGCAGUUCCCCCUUGAUCUGGCAGUCCAGUUGAAACUGGUAUGCCCCGCCUCAGUGAAAGCCAGGGGCUUCCUUAGGGUUUUCCUGUGCCAGUACAGUGCGGAUCUAUGGGCCAUUGGUCUCAGCUUCUUCAUCCAAGACGGUCCCUUCCUAGUUGUGCGCCUCGUCCUGAUGAUCUACUUUAAAGUGAUCAACCACAUGUUGGUGUUCUUUGCCGUGAAGAAUUCCCUAGUGAUGGUUCUACACUUCUACCGACUUGUGGCUUUGAUUAUGGCCACGCGGGACUUCAUGCGAGAUCAUCCAGAAAGCCCCAAACUGGAGCACAGUGGCCCAGACCAACCCUCUGAGAGUGGUCCCAGUGAAUGGGAGGAUGCUUCCCCGGAGGCUCUGCCUUUGCGAACCUCACCUGUCACCUCUGAGGAGUCUUACCCAACCACACCUUAGUUAUUGUUUCCAACAUGAAGCUGCGAGGCUUAACUCGUUUCUUCUUACGCCCCCAUGUUUGCAUACACCAUUUUUUUUAAAAGAAAACAAUACGAAAAGAUGAUCUUGUAUCAAAGCCAAGGUACUGCUCUAUUUUUUUCAUCUGAGUGGAAGGAACUUUGACGUCGAGUGGCUGUCUCUACAACGUCCUGCUCUGGUAGCGGACAUUACACCGCUCCGAGAACCAUUCUAAGUGAUUGGUUUUUAUGGAACUGCUUGAAAGGCUGUAGACAGAAUGGCAUAACACACCCUCCAAAGAUUUAAGGCUGACAUUUACCACCCCCUUCCUAUCAAUGCUCUCCCGUGUGCCUAGUGCUACAGCUUUUGACUGGCUGGACUACGUCACUCUCACAUCUGAGGUUUUCUGCAAUGUCCCUCCGCCAUU